Drosophila eugracilis is the source of this 1230-nucleotide messenger RNA. RefSeq lists its product as uncharacterized. NCBI's taxonomy places the organism in Eukaryota, Metazoa, Arthropoda, Insecta, Diptera, Drosophilidae. Gene Ontology annotation, biological process: proteolysis. The transcript is spliced from 4 exons. The record is from RefSeq and is a predicted model, not a curated record. The coding region runs from base 1 to 1230 and encodes 409 amino acids.
AUGGCUAUGCAGAAUGAGCCAGAACUAAACUAUUUGGAACUGGUGCAACCAGAUACUAGUCUCAACUGGCCACAUCAAACUCCAGCUGGUAGUCAGUGGCCUAAAGAGAAAUUUCAAUGGCUGGUGACCCUCGCCCGAUUACAUCGCUAUGGCAUGGGCCUAAUAUUCCAAAUGGAUCUCGAGCUAGAUCACCAAGAAACCACACAGUAUAUGGUAAUUAUUAGAAGUUCUACAUUUGUAUUGGACCAGUAUUAUGUUCGGGAUGCAAAGGAUUGGUUACUUCGCCUCGGAUAUAACACAACUCGAACUGCGGCUUUGGUCAGAGAUAUGAACAACCUGCGUAAGAAACUUAUAAAAUUGCCUGAUUUUGAAAGACAUGAAAGAAGGCGAAUGACUUUGCAGGAACUAGAAAUUGACCAUGGAGUUCCCAUCAAAGAAUACCUAGAGGUCGUUUUUGAUCGUAAAUUUCCUUCCGAUUUCGUAGUGCUUAUAGACUAUUUGGAAAAUCUGAUAAAACUCAACCAACUGAUGAGUUCCUAUGACCAGGAGACUGUGGCUAUAUAUUUGAUGAAUCUCUUUGUCGAUUUUACAAAAGCAUCACGUUAUGUACACACCUAUAGGGAUUACGAUUUCGUGUGCGUCAAUAUGGUAAAAUACUUGAUGAAAUCUGCAAGCUACCUCCUGUAUGAAGAACAUGUUCUGGGUCCUAAAAAAGUCAAGGAAUACGAUGAGGAGGUCCAGAGAAAUCUCUUAAGUUCCAUUACCGUGAGUGUGGGUAAUGUGCAUAGGGCUCAGGGUUACCGUCGCUCUUUAACCGAGCUCUAUGCUGAUCUGAAUCUGCACGAUGAUUUUCCUUCUGUUCAUCUAAAGGCUUUGGAGAUACAUACCAAGCUUUGGAUGCAGAAAUUGGACAAUAAAGAGUUUACCGUACCGUAUCCCGGUAAUGAGGGAGUCGUUUUGAUGGGGACAUCCAUCGUUGUGCCAUUUUCGAUACUUGAGGAGCCCUUCUUUACGGCCCGUGGGCACGAUGUUUUCAAAGUUAGCCUGCUAGGUUACCAAAUCGCUGGACAGGUGCUAUCAGCUCUGUUUCCAUAUCCAAAGCUUCCGUUUACCGGUUGCCAUCAAUACAAUGAAUUAAUUGGAACAAUUGAUGACCUAGGAAGGAUGCCUACUUCUCGCAGGAAUCCGGAUUUGAACAAACGCAACCCAGCUUUACCAAAAUUCCUCUAA